CCGCGCCUCAGCUCUCAAAUUCCCCCGCCCCGAGGCCUAGGCCCCACUCGGGACCGACCCCACGGACCCCAGGACACUGCCACCGUCGCCGCCACUGCCCUGAGCCCUGAUGGGGGAGUGAGAGGCCACCCUGGCCGGACAUGGGCCUCCCCACCGUCCCUGGCCUGCUGCCGCCGUUGGUGCUCCUCGCUCUGUUGGUGGGAAUAUAUCCCUCAGGGGUUAUCGGACUGGUCCCCCACCUUGGGGACCGAGAGAAGAGAGAUAAUCUGUGUCCCCAGGGGAAAUACAACCACCCUCAAAAUAAUUCCAUUUGCUGUACCAAGUGCCACAAAGGGACCUACCGGUACAAUGACUGCCCAGGCCCAGGGCUGGACACGGACUGCAGGGAGUGUGAAACUGGCACUUUCACUGCUUCAGAGAACCAUGUAGGACAAUGCUUCAGCUGCUCCAAGUGCCGGAAAGAAAUGGACCAGGUGGAGCUUCUUCCUUGUACAGUGUACCAGGACACCGUGUGCGGCUGCAGGAAGAACCAGUAUCGGCAUUAUUGGAGUCCCUCCCUUUUCCAGUGCCUUAACUGUAGCCUUUGCUUCAACGGCACUGUGCAUAUCCACUGCCAGGAGAGGCAUGACACUGUCUGCAACUGCCAUGCAGGGUUCUUUCUAAGGGGAAAUAAGUGUAUCACCUGUAGCAACUGUAGAAGUGACCCAGAGUGCACAAAGCUGUGCCUGCCCACGACUGGAACCGUUAAGGGCCCUCAGGACACAGGCACCACAGUGCUGUUGCCCCUGGUGAUCCUGUUUGGUCUUUGCCUUUUAUCCCUCUUUAUCGGUAUAAUGUGCCGCUACCAACGGUGGAAGCCCAAGCUCUACUCCAUUGUUUGUGGGAAACCGGCACCUGUAAAAGAGGGGGAGUUUGAAGGAGUUAUUGCCAAGCCCCUAGCCCCAGCCUUCAGCCCCUCUUCGAGCUUCAGCCCCACCCUGGGCUUCACUCCCACCCCGGGCUUCAGACCCACCCCCAGCUCCAGACCCACCCCCAGCUCCUACUUCUCGCCCAGUGAGUGGUCCAACUUUACAAAUGCAUCACCUCCCAGAGAAGUGGCCCCACCCUACCAGGAAGCUGGCCCCUUCCUCACCGCGGCCGCUGCCUCCACCCAGAUCCCGGCACCUCCUCAGAAGGGGGAGGAGCGCUCGCACACGCUGCUCGCAGAUGCUGACCCAGCAAUGCUGUAUGCUGUGGUGGACGGUGUGCCCCCGUCUCGCUGGAAGGAGUUCGUGCGGCGCCUAGGGCUGAGCGAGCACGAGAUCGAGCGGAUGGAGCUGCAGAACGGACGUUGCCUGCGUGAGGCGCAGUACAGCAUGCUGGCAGUCUGGAGACAGCGGAUGCCACGACGCGAGGCCACGCUGGAGCUUCUGGGCCGCGUGCUCUGUGAUAUGGACCUGCGUGGCUGCCUGGAGGACAUUGAGGAGGCGCUGCAGGGCCCCGCGCCCCGAAUCCCCCGAUGAGGCCACGCCCACUGUCUCCUGGGCGGGGC
Trichechus manatus latirostris (Florida manatee) is the source of this 1531-nucleotide messenger RNA. It is a transcript of the gene TNFRSF1A, whose product is annotated as TNF receptor superfamily member 1A. The transcript is spliced from 10 exons. Gene Ontology annotation, cellular component: signaling receptor complex; membrane raft. Gene Ontology annotation, biological process: inflammatory response; prostaglandin metabolic process; tumor necrosis factor-mediated signaling pathway. Gene Ontology annotation, molecular function: tumor necrosis factor receptor activity; tumor necrosis factor binding. The record is from RefSeq and is a predicted model, not a curated record. Bases 141 to 1502 code for a protein of 453 amino acids. NCBI's taxonomy places the organism in Eukaryota, Metazoa, Chordata, Mammalia, Sirenia, Trichechidae.